AUGACUCCCAUCCCGCAGAUUCCCAAACCGGCGCAUACUCUGGUCGAUUCCAUGUUGUCCAGACACUUCGGCAAAGAGACCGUGAAUUACUUCUCAAGCUCUCCAAUCAACCGUCUGUCAUUUCUGCGCUCAGAUCACCCGUUCCUGUCCACAGCCCUAAAGCAUCCCUCCGCUCGAUUUGUGCUCUUGAACAACCUUGCGCCUCUGACCUCGACGUCGGCGCAGCUGCAUUUCGCCAAAUAUGAAGAGGUGCAGCGCCUGGUGCCUCAGGAUACGUACGACACAUCCGAGGAGGACAUGCUGAAGAACUAUGAUUCACGCAAGACACAAGCAACUUUGAUCUUCCUUGGACUGGAUGAAGGUCGCAAGGAAGGAGGAUUGGCGUUCAAGAUCUAUCAGGGAACUCCCUUUUUCGCCCUCGAUGUCACGCCCAAGGGAUCUGAAGAUCAACAGGCCGCAGCCAAGGAUGUGAUCAGCACCGCAGAGGCAAAGGGACUGUCAUUUUUCCAAACCCGGGUUCACAUGACAUUCUCCGCAGACGAAGCCGCAAUCUAUGCGCAAGCCCGCGCCCUCAUGGACUGGAACACCCGCAACACAUUCUGCGGAACAUGCGGACACCGCACCCUGGCCAUCAAUGCAGGAACGAAGCGAGCCUGUCCCCCCACAGACGCUGCCAGAAUCGCCGAGGGCAGCGACGCCCAGAGACCGGAAUGUAACACCCGCACCACCCUUUCAAACCUUUCAUUCCCACGCACCGACCCAACGAUCAUCGUUGCGGUUGUAUCAGCAGACGGCAAGCGCGUGCUACUGGGACGGUCUAAGCGAUUCCCGCCGAACUUCUACUCGACGCUUGCUGGCUUCAUUGAGCCAGCCGAGUCGGUGGAAGAUGCUGUGCGCAGAGAAGUGUGGGAGGAAUCGGGCGUUACUUUGUCCCGCGUUGUUAUCCACUCAUCUCAGCCGUGGCCUUACCCUGCCAAUCUGAUGAUUGGUGCUCUUGCCCAGGUCAGCGACCCGGCACACGAGACGAUUUCUCUUCAACAUGAUCCUGAGUUGGAGGAUGCGCGCUGGGUUGAGGUCGAGGAGGUCGAAGAGGCGCUGCGCAUUGGCGCCAGCAAUUUGGGCGCUGAGGCAGGCUCGGAGUACAAGGGUGGCCUGCGAUUGCCUCCGCCUACAGCCAUUGCUAACCAGUUGAUCAGAGCUGCCAUCAGCGCGGAGUACUUCGCAACUGAGAAGCAGUCGAAGAUGUAA
Molecule: messenger RNA, 1248 nt
Organism: Penicillium olsonii
Lineage: Eukaryota; Fungi; Ascomycota; Eurotiomycetes; Eurotiales; Aspergillaceae
Source: the annotation of a GenBank genome assembly